CGGACCCAACUGGCCAACCAAGUCAUCUAAAUUGAGAGUUAGAGAUGUGUUCGGCGGUGAAGUAAUGGGGACAUUGGUGGGCUAAUUGGGCCAGUGAUGAGUAAUUAAGCAAAAUUGUUGAACCCUUGCCUUAAUUUUCCUUCAAUUUUUUUUAGUUCUCUCUCCUCUCUAGUUGAGUAGAGUCUGCAACAGCCAAACAAUAAUAGUGUAGUACUACUCCUUAGAAAAAAGAGAAGAGUAGCAGCAAAAAUGGAGUUCAUCAGCCCAGAAGGUCUCCGCUUAGACGGUCGUCGUCCUUUGGAGAUGAGGCAACUUCGAGCUCAGAUUGGCGUUGUGUCUAAAGCUGACGGUUCAGCUGUUUUCGAAAUGGGCAACACCAAAGUCAUUGCUGCCGUUUAUGGUCCUAGAGAGGUUGAAAAUAGAGCGCAGCAGAUGAAUGACCAGGCAUUGGUUCGAUGUGAGUACACCAUGGCCAAUUUCAGUACCGGAGAUCGUGUGAGAAAACCAAAGGGAGACAGGCGGUCAACUGAAAUAUCGAUGGUUAUUCGGCAAACUAUGGAGGCUUGCAUAAUGACAAACCUAAUGCCUCGUUCCCAGAUUGACAUUUUUGUCCAAGUUCUCCAAGCUGAUGGAGGAACUAGAUCUGCAUGCAUUAAUGCAGCUACAUUGGCUCUAGCUGAUGCUGGCAUUCCAAUGCGUGAUCUGGUUACAUCAUGCAGUGCUGGGUAUCUUAAUACAACAUCGCUCCUUGAUCUAAAUUAUGUAGAAGAUAGUGCUGGAGGUCCUGAUGUUACUGUAGGGUUUCUUCCUAAAUUGGACAAAGUUACACUUCUUCAGAUGGACUCAAAGUUGCCCUUGGAUACAUUUGAAACUGUAAUGCAGCUUGCGACAGAAGGUUGCAAGGCAGUUGCCAAUUACAUCCGUGAAAUAUUGCUUGAGAACACUAAGCAACUUCAGUAUCGACGAGGUUCAUAGCUUAAGAGCGGCAAGAACUGAACCACUGGAGAUAGUUGAGGCUUGGAGAUAUGGGUUGGGCUUUUAGUGUAAUUCCUAGGCAAUUAGAAAGGUGUGAAUUCAAAGAACUGCACAGUAUUGUUUCAAUUGUUCUCCAUUGGUUUAAUACUUUUAAUGAUUCAUGUGAGUUUUUACUAGUUUUUAAAAUUAUUCUUAAAUCCUCGUAUUAUUUUGUUUAA
Messenger RNA from Chenopodium quinoa (quinoa), 1193 nucleotides. RefSeq names its product exosome complex component RRP41 homolog. Gene Ontology annotation, cellular component: cytoplasmic exosome (RNase complex); nucleolus; nuclear exosome (RNase complex). The coding region runs from base 250 to 975 and encodes 241 amino acids. The transcript is spliced from 10 exons. Gene Ontology annotation, biological process: poly(A)-dependent snoRNA 3'-end processing; rRNA catabolic process; U4 snRNA 3'-end processing. NCBI's taxonomy places the organism in Eukaryota, Viridiplantae, Streptophyta, Magnoliopsida, Caryophyllales, Amaranthaceae. The record is from RefSeq and is a predicted model, not a curated record.